Messenger RNA from Fonsecaea erecta, 1578 nucleotides. RefSeq lists its product as hypothetical. Bases 1 to 1578 code for a protein of 525 amino acids. The record is from RefSeq and is a predicted model, not a curated record. NCBI's taxonomy places the organism in Eukaryota, Fungi, Ascomycota, Eurotiomycetes, Chaetothyriales, Herpotrichiellaceae. The transcript has a single exon.
AUGGAGAUCGUGUCCAGUGCAGCGUCCUCUCAACCCUUACCUCCGAGCGAUUCAUUAGAACCGGCCGGCCAUCACUCAGGCGGGCCCCCGAAACCGACUCCUCCGCUCACAACGAGUGCCACCGUUCCCAGAAGACACACAAAGGGACUAUCACUAAAUUUCCCCAUUCUGGUGCCUACCAACGUGUCAAACUCGCAGUCUCCGACGCUUGGUUCUGGGGUGCAGAGCCCGAUCGAAUCAGCCAAAUCGUCGCCCCGUCUUCGUGGUGCCCCUUUCAGAGGCCCCGACUCCGCCACCGAACCGCAGGACAAAGCCAAGACAAGAGGAAGCGCAGAGUUCUUGACACUGCUGGCAGGUCAGGAAAGAAAAGUGCUCGAGUUGAAGGAAGAACUCCAGCGGGCAGAGGCGGACUUGUUAGUGCUGAAGAAGCAAUGGGCGGCCUACGAAGCGAACAAGAAGAGGGAUGAGGUGAGACAAGUGAAGAAGCUGCAGCCCUUGGCCUUGGGUGAUAUCGUUGGUGGCGAAGGUGUUGUCGCAGAGGACGACCUUGAUGAAGAACGCAGGCGGAAACGAGCACUGGUGGAGAGAAGCCAGACGACUCAACCGAUCUCGGCGAGUAAUGCCGUAUCCAACGGUUUGGUCAGAAAAGGAUCAAAGAGGGUUUUCGAGGGUGGCCGCCAUACGAGAACCCUGAGUCUUCUCAGCCCGACCACUACGAGAGGUGCAUCGAAACGGGCAGAGGAGACACAAAACACGCGCGAAGACACAGUGAACGUCGAUGGCGAAGAAUUCAGCAGACCUUCGCUUUCGAGGAUGCCGACCCUCGAUGGACUGAUAUCUGGGGAUGCACUGCCCCUUGGGUUUGGCAAGACGUACAAAGAUCUAGCCGCGCAUCGGAGAUCUCUACCACCGGUCGCAGCAGAUCUACUGGUGAAGCAGGGCAAACAAGUUUAUGACGGAGUCAGGGAGGGACUAUGGACAUUCUUCGAGGAUAUUCGGCAAGCCACUGUUGGGGAGGAGGGCAUUAACGGGACCGCAGCCCAGCAGCGACCGGUAAGGCCGAUCCAGAAAAAGGCAUCCAGGAAAUCCUCCGACAAACAGAGCAAAAUCAACUCAAGAGAGAGCACCGAAGCACCCAGUCCACGGCCCAUGGAACCGUCGUUCUGGAAAGAGUUCGGGCUGGAUACACCACACAAAAUCUCGCCUCGACCAAAUGAGACGCAAAAGACCAAUGGACACGUUCAGCAGAAGAGUAGUACGGACUCUUCCAACACCCCCAGUCUGUUACCAGAUCUGAACGACAACGAUGACGUCGAAGACGCCUGGGAUGCCUGGGAGUCCCCUGUCAGCACCCGAGGACCCCUGAUUGCCGGGAUGGAGGACAUUAGACAAAAGAGAGAAGACGGAGAGGCUGGCCUUGCUUGGCCAGAACUGGAGAGGAUUACUCCAAGCAAGCUCACCCGGACGGUGAGCGAUUUAAUGAAGGAGUGGGAUUCACAAGAAAGUCAGGACGCUCCAGCCAAAACAAACGGGCUGGAAAAUGGGCAGAUGCACAUACUUGACAGUCCCCAUAUGUGA